This is a messenger RNA of Suillus paluster, 1296 nucleotides long. RefSeq lists its product as uncharacterized. Bases 1 to 1296 code for a protein of 431 amino acids. Lineage: Eukaryota; Fungi; Basidiomycota; Agaricomycetes; Boletales; Suillaceae. The record is from RefSeq and is a predicted model, not a curated record. The transcript has 10 exons.
AUGCAGAGUAUUCCUUGGCCAGAGCGAUUUGUUGACUUGAAGCGCCAGAUCGUCGAGGCUACGCCCGACUAUGAGCAGCGUCUUACAGAAUCCUGGAAGGAUCUCCUCCAAGAGCUUGACAGGCGUACUACAGAUAUUGCAGAAGCUGGCCCGGAUUAUAUCCCCCAAGUCCAGUACAAGGACCUUGCUACACUCUCUGCUGAGCAAAUCAAUAUCAUUCGGCGCAAGGGUACCGUCGUGAUCAAGGACGUUGUCGAUGAUGGUGAAGCUCUCGGGUGGAAGGCUGCCCUCGAAGACUUCAUCAAAGCCAAUCCCCAUAUUCAAGGAUUCCCCGAGCAGGACAAGCAAUUCUUCAUGCUUUAUUGGACGCGUUCGCAAGUGCAAGCUCGCGCACACCCAAAUGUCCUCAAAGCUUCCGCAUGGCUAAACAACCUGUACCACGUCAAGUCAGGCAAGCCGCUUGAGGGUGUUGACCUUAGCGUUCCCCUCGUGUAUGCCGAUCGAUUCCGUAUUCGCCAUCCUGGCCCAGGAUGGACCAAUUUCCCGCCUCACGUCGAUGGUGGUGCAAUUGAGCGCUGGGAGGAUGAAAGCUUCCGUAAAUGCUAUGCUGAUAUUCUCAGUGGUAACUGGCGCGCGCAUGAUCCGUAUGAGCUUGAGGGUCGUCUGGAUGCCCGGAGCUCGUUAUACGGUAGACCAGGACAAGCGACGAUAUUUAGGUCCUUCCAGGGCUGGUUGGCCAUGAGCGAGGCUGCUCCGACACAGGGGACGCUCCGGGUGUUCCCUGACCUCAUGCUCUCAAAUGCGUACACCAUUCUACGCCCAUUCUUCCGCCCCACCGUCCCGCUCGACUCGGAGGAUAUUCUCAAGCCAGAGAGCUGGGUGUUUGACAUCUCAACCCCCGACUUCCCCGGUAUCUUAGUCCUGGAAAACGGGUUCACUGGCCCGCGCCCGACGCCAGAGCAGCACCCGCACCUCAUGCUCGAGAAGACAAUGACGUCCGUACCCAAGGUCAACCCGGGAGAUAUGGUUUUCUGGCACUGCGAUGUCGUGCACUCCGUCGAGGAAGAGCACACCGGUACCGGAGAUUCAGCAGUGAUGUACAUUGGCGCUGUCCCACAGACGCCCAUGAAUACCGAGUACGUCAAGAAACAAGCAGAGACGUUCCUCGCGGGCAUCAACCCUCCCGACUUUGUCAAGGACAAGCCGAACACCGGAUACGUUGGCUUGGGUGUCGAUGCGGAUGUGAAAGAGCCUAUUGCACGAAUUGCGAUGGGGCUGCCGAUCCAAGUUGCAUGA